Molecule: messenger RNA, 706 nt
Organism: Drosophila kikkawai
Lineage: Eukaryota; Metazoa; Arthropoda; Insecta; Diptera; Drosophilidae
Source: RefSeq, a predicted model, not a curated record
AUGAGCUUCAUCAUAGUCUACGUAGAUGACAUCAUAGUUGCGAGCGACUCAGAAGCUGAGCUGAGCGAGAUCAAGUACCUUAUAUCGAAGAGGUACGAUGUUGUCGAUGGCGGCAUCCUGAAACAUUUCCUAGGAAUGGAAUUUGAGCGAGAUGGCGAAGUUGGCAGUGUUCGAGUGGGUCAUAAGCAGUACAUAGAGGCCUUAUUGGAGGACUACGGGAUGCAAAACUGUAAGGCAUCCAAUCUACCCCUCGAAGCUGGCUACCAAGUUCGAUGCAGCAAGAAGGAGUGCAUGAGAGCGAAUCAGGUUGAGUACCAGUCCCUGAUAGGCUCGCUCAUGUAUUUGGCUAUAACUACGAGGCCAGAUAUACUACAUUCCGUGGCGAAGCUUGCGCAACGGAACUCGGAUCCUCAUCAAGAGCACAUGGUGUGUGCCAAGCGUGUCUUGAGGUACCUACAGGGUACGAAGACGUUCCAGUUAAACUAUCAGCGAACUGGACAGGCUGUCUACUGUUAUGUGGACGCCGACUGGGCUGGAGAUGACAGCGACCGGAAGUCAUUCACUGGCUGGACAUUUUUGGUAGCAGGCGCAGCCAUCAAUUGGGAGUCCAAGAAGCAGCCCGUGGUAGCUCUCAGUACCACAGAAGCCGAGUAUAUAGCACUUUCUUCAGCGGCAAAGGAAGCAGUAUAUAUCCGUAAGCUUUGGA